This is a messenger RNA of Raphanus sativus (radish), 1424 nucleotides long. RefSeq lists its product as uncharacterized. The transcript has a single exon. The record is from RefSeq and is a predicted model, not a curated record. Gene Ontology annotation, cellular component: plasma membrane. Lineage: Eukaryota; Viridiplantae; Streptophyta; Magnoliopsida; Brassicales; Brassicaceae. The coding region runs from base 314 to 1267 and encodes 317 amino acids.
CAAAAGGUUAGCUCAGAUUUUUAUCUCAAUGGUUACUUUUGUUCCUUUAGUUUCUGAGGACUUUUGUUCCUUCUCUUUACAUUUCUUUCCCAAAAAAAUUUGAUAACGAAAAAGGGAUGAUGGUUACAGUUUCGUUUGCUUGAUUUUUGGUUUUUUACGUACAAAAAGAUUACUUGCUUCCUUGUGUCGGUCUCCUUUAACACAAGAAUCAUACUUGAACUUCUCAUUAAGCUAUCUCUAUCUCUCCCUCAAUAAAAAACACUCAAAAUUUCUACUUUCUUGCUAUCACACAACUCAUUUAAUUGAUGCUUCGAUGUCUUACCACCACCACUAUGAAACUAACCCUCACUUCGUUCAGUUCUCGCAGGAUCAACAACAUCCUGGUGGUCCCUCUAGCUCAUGGACCUCUCCGGACAACCACCAGGACCCGCAGACUCACCCAGUUCCUCCAUCCAGGCCAAGAAUAAAUACUAGAGGUCGCAACCAGACUGAGCCACCUGAACCACCUUCCUCAAGACCGUUGCCACUGAGGCCAGAAGAACCUCUACCACCACGCCGUAAUCCAAACUCCGGCAGGCCUUUGCUAUUAAGCCCUGAAGAUCAACAACGACCUCCACACCAUGGUGGCUAUGAAUCUAAACCAACUCCAUGGUGGACAACUCAAACACGACCAGCAGCUCAUCAACCACGUUCGAAACGGACCGAACCCAUGAAACUAUCAGCCACAGUCUGCUGUGCAAUUCUCCUGAUCAUCCUGAUUCUCUCCGGUCUCAUCCUCCUCCUCGUCUACCUCAGCAACCGUCCACACUCACCGUACUUCGACAUCUCAGCAGCGACACUAAACACCGCAAAUCUCGACAUGGGCUACUCCCUAAACGGAGACCUCGCCGUCGUGGUGAACUUCACAAACCCGAGCAAGAAAAGCGACGUGGACUUCAGCUACGUGAUGUUCGAGCUCUUUUUCUACAACACGCUCAUCGCGACAGAGCACAUCGAGCCGUUCAUAGUUCCAAAGGGAAUGUCCAUGUUCACGAGCUUCCAUCUCGUGAGCAGUCAGGUCCCUAUCGAAAUGGCUCAGAGCCAGGAGUUGCAGCUGCAGCUUGGAAACGGUCCUGUGUUGCUGAACCUGAGGGGAACGUUUCACGCACGCUCGGACCUCGGGUCGUUUAUGAGAUACUCUUAUUGGUUGCACACCCGUUGCAGCAUCUCGUUGAAUAGCCCUCCUUCAGGGUACAUGCGUGCAAGAAGAUGUAUUACGAGACGCUAGCGUUCUGCGAGCGACUACGAGUAUAUUACUUCUGUUUUGUUUUAUGCAUUUGAUGAUCAUACAAGUCAAAUAUAUAGUUUUUUUUUUGUAGUUUUUUCAUAUGUUUCUGUUAAAUUUAGAAAAAUAAACUAAAUUGCUAAAGGGAAAGUACAUUUCA